Molecule: messenger RNA, 1176 nt
Organism: Sesamum indicum (sesame)
Lineage: Eukaryota; Viridiplantae; Streptophyta; Magnoliopsida; Lamiales; Pedaliaceae
Source: RefSeq, a predicted model, not a curated record
AUGGCGGCCAAAGACCACCAACCCCUCCACAUAGCAGUGUUCCCAUGGCUUGCCUUCGGUCACAUAAUCCCAUAUCUCGAACUCUCCAAGCACGUAGCUCAAAGGGGUCACAGAAUCUCAUUCAUUUCCACCCCGAGAAACAUCGAUCGCCUCCUAAAACUGCCUCCACAUUUAUCUUCUUCCAUAGCUCUGGUCAAAAUCCCACUCCCAAGAAUCGCUGAGCUCCCAGAAAAUGCAGAAGCCACCAUGGACAUCCAUGGCGGACAAAUGGACCAUCUGAAGACAGCCUUCGACGGCCUCGAAGCCGGGCUGACCCGUUUCUUGGAGGAUUCGCGCCCGGAUUGGAUCAUCUACGACUUUGCAGCACACUGGCUGCCUCCAGUUGCGGCCGGGCUUGGGAUUUCCAGGGCCUUCUUCUUGAACAUCAACGCUUGGUUCUUAGCUUUUUUCGGACCAGCUGAUGCCUUGGUCAACGGCUCCGACGAUCGGACCAAGCCCGAAGACUUCACGGUCCCGCCAAAAUGGGUCAAGUUCCAGACCAAGGUGGCUUAUCGCCGCUACGAAGCUGACUGGAUUUUCGGGUCGGGACCGGAGCUUCAUCACAGGCCAGUCAUUCCACUAGGAUUGAUGCCACCUAAAGUGCAAGAUCAUAGCAUUAACAACGAUGGCAUCAAGAAAUAUGGACUUGGAUCAAAAACUGGUUUGAUCAUCAGAACAAAGGUACGAAAAGCAUCGGAGCCCGACCCCAUAGAACUGCCGAGAGGAUUUGAGGAGAGAGUAAGCGGUCGAGGGAUCGUUUGGAGGAGUUGGGCUCCUCAAUUGAAGAUACUAAGUCACGAGUCUGUGGGUGGAUUCUUAACGCAUUGUGGGUGGAGUUCCAUUGUGGAGGGACUCAUGUUUGGUCACCCUUUGAUUACACUGCCGUUUCUGGUGGAUCAAGAUUUGAAUUCUAGGGUUGUUGUUAAGAAUCAGCUAGGAAGAGAAAUUCCAAGAAACGAGCAAGAUGGAUCCUACACAAGAAACUCGGUUGCUGAAUCGGUGAAGUUCGUGAUGCUCCAAGAAGAGGGAAGGAAAUUCAGGGGGAGAGCUCAAGAAAUGAGCACAGUAUUUAGUGAUACAGAGUUGCAUAGUCGAUACAUAGACAAUGCCAUUGAGUUUCUUGAAAAUCAUGUAUAG